Molecule: messenger RNA, 1729 nt
Organism: Seminavis robusta
Lineage: Eukaryota; Bacillariophyta; Bacillariophyceae; Naviculales; Naviculaceae
Source: the annotation of a GenBank genome assembly
UUACGGAGUUUGAGGUGUGCAACGUGAAUCAUAGAUAUUCCAUCUGAGAAGUGGCGUGGUAGCUUACGGGAGUUUAGAGGUGUCAACAUGAGACGUUAGAUUUUUCCAUCUGAGAAAGUGCGUGGUAGCUUAUGGGAGCCUAGAGGUGUGCAACGUGAGACGUUAGAUUUUUCCAUCUGAGAAAGAGGCGUGUAGCUUACGGAGUUUAGAGUGUCAAUGUGAGACGUUAGAUUUUUCCAUCUGAGAAAGUGGCGUGGUAGCUUACGGGAGUUUAGAGUGUGCAUCGUGAGGAAAAUAUUAGGAUCCGUUGCUAUGGUACCGUAUGAUUAUUAUGAGAAUGUGUGAGAAAGAGGGGGUUGAAGUAAAUCUCUAACCCUAAGGAUAACCAACCAACCAAACCCACCACCACCACAAUAAACGGGGUCAGAGAUCACCGGGGUCUGCCCGGUAUAUUAAUCCCACUUACACUGCUCAGUCCGUUCUCCCCGUUGGUAGUAUCAUGUCUUAUGAUAGUAAUGCUACUGGUAUUGGUGCUGCUGGUGCCAAUAGCAGUUCACCCAACAAAAAGAAACAGAAGAUGUCUCCUCCCUUGGAAUCUCUUCUCUUGGCUGGCGAAGAGAUUUCGAUCCAAGGCAUUCUUCCCUUUGUGGGGGUUGGACUCGAAACAUUCUGUAACCAGCCCCGUGCAGAAUUCUGGCUCAAGGACAAUUCCUACCAUAAAACACCGGAUCGGGAUCAUGUUUGCACUGCCAUUGCCACAGUUGGAAAUCUUACUGUCAUGCAGUGGGCACGACGACAAAAAGAAAUAUUCCCAUGGGAUGAAGAGACAUGUGCUAGAGCUGCUAAGAAUGGACAACUGGAAAUGCUGAUUUGGUUAAGAGAGAAUGGUUGUCCAUGGAAUGAGCGGACAUGUGAAAAAGCUGCUCAGGGUGGUCAUCUUGAUGUGCUCAAAUGGGCUCAUGAAAAUGGCUGUCCAUGGAAUGCAUUAACAUGUGCCAGUGCUGCUGAAGGUGGCCAAUUGGAAAUUCUGAAGUGGGCUCGUGAAAAUGGUUGUCCAUGGACUUAUCUAACAUGUCUUGAGGCUGCUGCAGAAGGGCACUUGGAAAUAUUGAAGUGGGCUCGUGAAAAUGGUUGUCCAUGGCAUCCUUGGGCAUGCGCAGAUGCUGCUCGACACGGACAUUUGGAAAUUUUAAAGUGGGCUCGUGAAAAUGGUUGUCCAUGGGAUGAACAAACAUGUACCUAUGCUGCUCAAUUUGGAAACUUGGAAAUUUUCAAGUGGACUCGUGAAAAUGGGUGUCCAUGGGAUGCAAGGACAUGUGCAAAGGCUGCUCGACACAGACAUUUGGAAAUUUUCAAGUGGGCUCGUGAUAAUGGGUGUCCAUGGGAUGAACGAACAUGUACCUCUGCUGCAGAAGAGGGACAUUUGCAAAUUUUGAAGUGGGCUGGUGACAAUGGUUGUCCAUGGAGUGGAAUGACAAGUUACGGUGCUGCUCUAUAUGGCCAAUUGGAAACUUUGAAGUGGGCUUGUGAAAAUGGUUGUCCCUUGGAUGAUGAGACAUGUGAGGCUGCUGCUGAAAAUGGACAUUUGGAAGUUCUAAACUGGGCUCGUGAAAAUGGUUGUCCAUGGAGUGCAGCAACAUAUCAAGCUGCCUGCCAGCAUAACCGGAGGGAAGUGAUCCAGUGGCUAGGUGACAGUGGCUGCCCUGGGUCUCGUGAUGAAGGACACUAA